Messenger RNA from Acanthoscelides obtectus, 572 nucleotides. The record is from the annotation of a GenBank genome assembly. Lineage: Eukaryota; Metazoa; Arthropoda; Insecta; Coleoptera; Chrysomelidae.
GGUAAGCGAACAACUUUUCCAAAAUGGCGGCGUCUCUUUCGAUACAAUUGCCCUGGCAACGCAAACAAACAGCAGCGAAAAGUUUCAGUGUGAUUGCCUCUUCUUCGACUGGUAAAGUUUUAUAGGGCGAAGGUAUGACGAACUGGGCGGACAAGCAGAAGAAGGAACCUGAACCCGAACCACCGUUCAGAAUAACACCUAGGGACAGCAAUGAUCCCAGCUACACCAACUUGACGCUGCCAUAUCGAGUGAUCUGUCGCCAACGUUACCGUCGGGCUGGCAAGCUGCAAAGGGCCCAAUUCAUAAACGAAAUCAAGGAGCACGAACUUCUGCAGGCCCGAGCUCUUGGAGGAGUUCGCAUCCACAGGGAGUUUUGCAACGCCAUCUUGAGCAUGCCAAACUUGAACGAUCUCAUCAAAUUGAGCAUCAAUGAGAACAUGCGGCUGGAAGAAAUUCUCAAUACGAAGUAUUAAAAAGCACAGGCAAUGUCUGGAGAUUGUGGUGGAUCAUUAGAAUAAAGGACUGAGAAAUAUUACAUAGUGCUUGAUUUCAACUAACUGGCUAUUCAUACA